AUGCAAGAAGGUCCCCUCAAGACAAGACUUGUACUGUUGCUGGUCUGCUCAGCAGUGUCAACCGUCGUUGGUCUCCUAUCUGAUGGGGCCGGACUCCACCAUCAGCAGGGCCACCAGGACAUGAGUAUCAGCCAUGAAAGCACUGGACAUAGGUAUACCACAACAUCCUUACCCCCUCCUCGACGAACACUACAUCAGCAUCACAAUGGCAUGGACCAGACAGGACUACAGUUGGAAGAAAUCUCGCAUUCCUCAACGUCUUCUCAAUCUUCUCUUUCCUCUACCUCCACUUCCAACCCCCUGACAUUUGCCCUGGUGACCAAACGAUGCCACAAUCCCUUUAUCGACGUCAUUGCCGAGGGUUGUCACGAUGCGGCCGAACGUUUGCAGUCCCAUUGCCUCUACCAUUGCCCACCACUCUAUGAUCCCACGGGCCGUCUGCAGGUGGUACUGAUGGAAGAGUUAUUGGCCAACCACACGGCUGGAGUGGCUCCUCUGGCUGGGAUCGCUGUCUCGGCCAUUAAUGCGUCCAGUCUAGGAAACGUCAUUCACCGUGCGUGGGAGCACAACAUUCCUGUCGUUACCUAUGACUCGCAUGCGCCCAAUACAAAGCGGUUGGCUUACAUUGGGACGGACAACUACUUUUUUGGAACCCAACUCGCCAAGGUUCUCAAACAAGUCGAACCAAACGAACCCGGCAAAUUCGCCAUUGUCUCGGCAGGAGCGCCCAAUCUGGUGGAGCGAGAGCAGGGAGUACGAGAUCACCUCAUCAAGGAAGGAUGGGUUGAAGUUGAUAGUUCGCCCUCGGAUUACAAUGCCAAUUCCACCCUGGUAGUCCAACAAAUGCACCAGUUUGCAGAAACCCAUGCCGACCUCAAGGCCAUUAUUCCUGUCAUGGGUGCCGGCAUGCGGGCACCGCAUAAUCAAUGGCGAGACUUCGUCAAGGCAUAUCACGGCAUGCUAUUGGUCGUCGGAGACGCCAUGCCCAAUCAACUGGAACUCUUGGAUCGACACUUUUGUCAUGGACUUGUGGGACAACUUCCCUAUGAUAUGGGGUCUCUCAGUCUGGAAACACUGCAUUCCUUUGCCACCAAUCCAGAGUAUGAAACGGAUUCCUUCAUUGGAACCAACGUCUUGGAACAUCUCUUGAUUCCACUCACUCUACCCGAUCACACGGUGGAUCACAACUUGAUCGGGCAACUGCGGUUCGUGGGAUACACACUUUUCUUUUUGGUGGCAGUCAUGGCAUUGUCCUUCUCCAUCUGGACGGCCAUCAAUCGGAAUGCCAGAGUCGUCAAGGUGGCGCAGCCCAAAUUCCUCAUCAUGGUGGCCCUCGGUGUGCUCAUUAUGAGUGCGGCCAUUUUGCCAAUGGGAUUUGACGAUAACUACCAGGAUGGUCGUGCGGAGGAAGUUGGCACCAACACGAACCCGGAAAGUGACGACAAUGCUCAAGGUGUGGCGAUUUGCAUGAGCCCGAUAUGGCUCUUGACGGUUGGAUUCACCAUUUGCUUUUCGUCUUUGAAUGCCAAAAUCUACCGUGUCACGGUACUCUUUGAAUCGGGGACACGCUUCACUCGCGUCAAGAACAACAAAGGAGGUGCGCUCCUACUCCCCCUACUGGCACUCUUGGUCAUCAACUGCACGAUACUGACGACAUGGACGGUAUUGGAUCCAAUGCACUACGUCCGAUUCGAUGAGGAGGGUACGGAUGGAUGGGACCGACCAAUUAGUACCUUUGGCAAAUGUCAUUCCGACACGACUGCCGACUUUGCCGUUCCACUAGCGAUAAUCAACGGACUCGUCCUCCUCUUUGCCAACGUUGUUGCGUACAAGGCCCGGGCUAUCAACGAAGAGUUUGCCGAAAGCAAGUACAUUGCCAUGGCCAUGGCCAGUAUGCUUCAAGCCGCAAUCAGUGGCUUGCCCAUUCUCAUGGUUGUCGGCCAGGAAUCGCCUCAGGCCUUUUACAUGGUCUCGGUCUUUAUGAUCUUUGUCAUGUGUUCUGCCAUUCUGCUUUUGAUCUUUGUUCCCAAACUGGUCCUGUAUGAGCAGUUCAAGCGCCAACCAGCCAGUGUCCAACGAGCACGUAUUGCCAAAUUGAUUCAACAAUCGACGAAAUCUUGA
Messenger RNA from Seminavis robusta, 2121 nucleotides. The record is from the annotation of a GenBank genome assembly. Lineage: Eukaryota; Bacillariophyta; Bacillariophyceae; Naviculales; Naviculaceae.